AUGGAGGCCCAGCGGGAGCAAAUAUUUUCUGAAUUUAUUCAGCUGGGAGUGCGGAGUCGUGAGCCCUACAGAAUCCAAAAACGACAAAACAGACUCAACUAUGUGGAUGACCUUCCAGCCGACAGCCAAGAAUUGCUUCAGCGUGUGCGUCAGCCAGACAUUAGGCGCGAUAUCGUGAAUAAUCAGUUAAUUUUAUGGCUACGUACAUGCUAUGGACCAGAUUCGGAGCCAGCUUGGAAUACUUCCCAUGAUGAAGAGAUGAGCCGUUUAUUAGAGGAAGAUAUGAUUUGCAACGAUGAAUCGCUUUACAACUUUGGUCUAAAUUGGGAGAGGAUUUUUCUUCUCAGGCCAGAGAUUUUGGAAACCGGGCGCAACGUGCAGAAAUAUGAAGAGGAGACCCAAUCGGCUCUAAGUGAAGUAGUCGAGUCUGAGGCUAAUAGCUCCCAGGGAGCGGACGAUAGCCUUGACCCUGUUGAGGCUCUUGAUAUGGACCGUGACAUCUCAUUUAGUUACCACCGGAUGAGAUCUUUGAAUCGGAUCCACAUUGUGGAUGCAACAACUCUUGCUUCCGACGGCCCCGACGCAGGAAAGGUGCUGAUUGUGUUUUUCGAUGAAUUGGGUCAAACCGUUCGCUACGCCAGGGACGAACUGGAUGAAGCAGUGGAACAUACCGCGUUGACCAAUAUCUAUUUGGAGGAUCAUCUUUGUUGGGCUUAUGCUAAUAUUGGAGAGCUCUACCAAAGGGGCCACCCAUUGGGGCCACCAUAUAGCGAGAAUUUUGGGGGCGAUUCGUGA
This is a messenger RNA of Penicillium malachiteum, 795 nucleotides long. RefSeq lists its product as uncharacterized. The record is from RefSeq and is a predicted model, not a curated record. Lineage: Eukaryota; Fungi; Ascomycota; Eurotiomycetes; Eurotiales; Aspergillaceae. The transcript is spliced from 2 exons. The coding region runs from base 1 to 795 and encodes 264 amino acids.